Molecule: messenger RNA, 1033 nt
Organism: Coccinella septempunctata (seven-spotted ladybird)
Lineage: Eukaryota; Metazoa; Arthropoda; Insecta; Coleoptera; Coccinellidae
Product: non-structural maintenance of chromosomes element 3 homolog
Exons: 4
Coding region: 87-893 (268 amino acids)
Cellular component (GO): nucleus
Source: RefSeq, a predicted model, not a curated record
AAUAUCAAAGAUUAUUAAGAUUAAUUUUCUGGUCGAUUAUUUCGAAUUUCGAUUGACUGAGUUUGUGAUAUUGUGCCCGUAAUAUAAUGGGUCCUAAAAAAAGAAGCUUUAGCCAGCCAGCAACUCCUAGCCGCCAGAAAAAAAACAGAUACUCAAAUACACAACCAAAUAUUGAUGAAAGUUUCAGAGGAAUAGCUAAUAUAACUAAUGAUGAACUUAAUGAACUAGCUAAUGAAUGUGUUCGCUUUAUUAUUUAUAGAGGUGGUCAACAACUUCCUUUUCGUAAAGCUGAGUUACAGAAACACAUCAAAGGAGCAACAGGUAGAAUAUUCGAUAAAGUUUUGGACAUUGCAUCAAAUAUCUUGGAUAAGGUAUAUGGUUUUAAAAUGAUAUUGUGUGAUGGGGGUAGCAAGUUUUAUAUUUUAAGUAAUAAUCUUCCUUAUAUAGAGGAAGAUCUUGACAACGAACAAAUGUCUGAGUUACCAACAGACCGAAAGAAAAUUUUAUUGAUGCUUGUAUUGAUUCACAUUUUUAUGUCUACAAGUAGUGUAACACAGGCUUCUUUAUAUUCGUUUUUACAAUCAUUAUAUAUUGAUCCUGAAAGAAGGCAUGAAAUUUUUGGGGAUGUUAAGGAAUAUAUAAACACAACACUUGUAAAACAGCAUUAUUUGAAUGUUGAUAAAGAUGCAGUGUCUCAAGAAAUAUCCUACCAAUGGGGAGACAGAGCUGAAAAGGAAAUUUCCAAAAUGGAUCUUCUUCAACUAGUUUGCAAGAUAUUCAAAGCUCAUAAUCCAAAAUCUUGGGUGACCCAAUACAAGGAAGCUAGUGAACAACCAGUAGAAAACCAUAGAAAUAAAGAUAAGGAAGCUGAAGGAAUAAACGAUGCAACCUAAUUAUUAUAAUAGUAUUUCAAUUUAAUUCCCACUCUCGUGCGAAUAAAUACUCAUUCUGUAUAGUCAUUUUUAUGUUAAUUGAUUGCUGAUUCAUUUUUUUGUGUUAUAUUAAUAAAUUUUUUCUAUGAAUUUUAAAUUUA